AUGGCGGCCUUUAGCCGCAAGCGGCCUGCAGCUCGCCAGCCAGGAAGUGGGAAACAGACGAAAAAAUCUGCGAAUGGUCCCACUGCUAGCAAGAAGGCAAUCUUCGUUUGUGCGACUGGUGCAGGUGGAGGGCGCUCGCGGCAGAUGCUGCUUCGACAAUUUGGCGACCUCCAUCAGAUGUCAUUUCGCGGCACGCCGAAUCUAACCACUGCAGAGCGGGAAGCGCCUUUCCUGCAGCAGAUGGCAGAGGCUGCGCAGGCAGCUGCCAAGAAGUCGCCCUCCAGGCCGCUGUUUCUCGUGGGCCACUCGUUUGGCGCACGGGCAGCUGUGCACCUCAUGUGCCGCAAGGAUUUUCGCCAGCAGCUGCCAAAGAGCUGUAAAGGUAUCAUUGCGUUCGGAUAUCCGUUGAUUCAUCCGAUGCAGCAGCGUGAGAAGAAGCUGAUGGAACUCCCUGCGAGUUCCAAGGCGUUGUUUAUCUCGGGCACCAAAGAUCCCUUUGCUGGCAACUUCAAGCUCUUCGAGACAGCGCUUCAAAAAGCAAAGUGUAAACACCGCUUGGUCAAAGUGCUCGGAGGUGAUCAUGGACUGAAGUGUUCAAAAGCCAUGGAGGAAGAGACGGUCUCAACAAUUUGUGAGGCAGUGUCCCGCUUCGUUUAG
Symbiodinium sp. CCMP2456 is the source of this 657-nucleotide messenger RNA. The record is from the annotation of a GenBank genome assembly. NCBI's taxonomy places the organism in Eukaryota, Dinophyceae, Suessiales, Symbiodiniaceae.